CUGAGCAGUAAAUUAUCAUUCUCGUGCACGGAACUCGAUAACUAAAAUUGGAAGACCAAUACCCGGAUUACCAGUAUUGCCAAUAGUCUAAAUCAUCGUGCACAUUGUGAGCGUGAUAUCAUAAAAGUAUGGUUACCAUAGGAGAGGCAUUUACGCCGACGGAUGGGAUAAUUUACUCCGCGUCGGAUGUGAAGUUGAAGAUGGGCGAUAGUUUGAUUCCAUCCCCGGGAUCGUUGCAUUUGACUGAAAGUUCGUGCAUUUGGAGCUGCGAGGAACGGAAUGCCAGCAUCAGCAUUCCAUGGCCCCGUGUUGGAGUACAUGCCAUUUCGUCCGUACCGGGGGAAGGUCUGUUUAUGAUGCUGGACGUAAACAUCGUCUGGCCCGGCUUUUAUAGCGGACAGCCGGAGAACAAUGGUGAUGCGCAUCCAGAUGAACUGGGGGAAGAUGACGAGGGGCACGAUUCCGAGAUAUCCGAGGCAGCAAUGACAGAGAUUUGGUUGCAACCGACCAGCCGAGAGAUUUUGGAUCAAAUUUUUAGUGCCAUGCGUGAGUGUCAGAGUUUAAACCCGGGCUCGGAUGUUAGCGAGGACGAAGACUACAUGGAGGCGGAAGAGGAUGAGCUGGAGGAGGUUGGAGAUAUGCGAAAUUUGCAGCUCGAUGAUGAAGAAAAAUUUGCCGAUGCAGAAGAAUAACCAUGCACGAUCGGAGAAGAAACUGCUACACAUUAAACGAAUCUUACUUGCGUUCGAUGGAUAGAGUUAGGAUAGGCAGCGCCCGGUUUGCUGUGAUGUACAACACUCUCAUUUGGAGUCAAUCUAGGAAAGAUGGCCAAGACAGAAAACAGAAGCGGGAGGGAUGAAGAAAAAACAAAGAAAUACGCUCGCUUAACGCUGUACGAGUUGCCAUUUUGGAUCAUCGCGAGUCGUGUGUCUACAUUAUUAUUACAUUCAAAUGCCAGAGAUGCUCUGAGCGCACUAGAAUACGGAUUUGCUAAAUCAUGUUGGUCAUAAGUUGAAUUAAAGAUGGUACUAAAUCAUAUCCUUAUUGGGUGGUUAAU
Molecule: messenger RNA, 1057 nt
Organism: Anopheles moucheti
Lineage: Eukaryota; Metazoa; Arthropoda; Insecta; Diptera; Culicidae
Gene: icln
Product: methylosome subunit pICln
Exons: 3
Coding region: 129-692 (187 amino acids)
Biological process (GO): mRNA cis splicing, via spliceosome
Cellular component (GO): spliceosomal complex; cytosol
Source: RefSeq, a predicted model, not a curated record